AUGGAGGCUUUGUUAGACCAAGAUUCGUCUCAAACUGAAGAGGAGCCUCCUGAAACCGUGGGAAUGACUCGACAAGCGAUUUCAAGCCGUCUCAAGGCUAUGGUGCAAAAAUGUGGAAGUUGGAUUCCGUACGAAUUCAACCCAGGAGACGUCGAACACCGUUUCUUCACGUGCGAACAACUGCUCCAAGAGCAAUAUCGAAAUAGUUUCUUGCACUUAGUCAUGACAAGGGACGAAAAAUGGAUCCACUACGAUAAUCCAAAGCUCAGAAAAUCGUGGGGUCAGUCAGGCCGUGCAUCUGCUUCAGCUCCCAAACCGAAUAUUAAAGGCGUCACCCCACGAAUCUGA
Molecule: messenger RNA, 348 nt
Organism: Necator americanus (New World hookworm)
Lineage: Eukaryota; Metazoa; Nematoda; Chromadorea; Rhabditida; Ancylostomatidae
Exons: 1
Coding region: 1-348 (115 amino acids)
Biological process (GO): replication fork processing; mitotic DNA integrity checkpoint signaling; DNA integration
Cellular component (GO): condensed chromosome; nucleus; site of double-strand break
Molecular function (GO): single-stranded DNA binding; DNA topoisomerase binding; histone H3K4 methyltransferase activity
Source: RefSeq, a predicted model, not a curated record